UGAAAGGAUAGAUAUGUAAAAUCGCCAUAUAAAUUCGAUAAUUUCGUAAAUUUAAGGUGGAAAAGGAGCUCUUAUAGGUCGCGAGUUUCCUUCUCCCGCCAAAAUUUUCACGGUCAAUUGGAAGGCCCUUCCCGCCAGCGUUCCCCGCCAAAUCCUUUCCUUCCCAUCCCCCUCCCCUCCCUUCGCUCGCCUCAAAUGCCGCUUCCUCUCGCAACCCCUCCACCUCCCCGACCGCCAUGGACUUCUCAACCAUCGCCUCCAGGCUCGGCCUCGCUGGCUCCAAGCCCCUCAUCCGCAAGGCCGAGGAGCUCCGCCGCUUCUCCGACGUCCAGUUCAAUUCCUCCAUCAUUGGUGUUGGCGAGAUCGCCAAAGCCAUCAUUUGCCUGGAGCUGGCGGCAUCGAGGUUUGACGUGGUGUUUGAUCGGCAAAGUGCGAUAAAGAUGAGCGGCAUGUCGGAAAAAGCUUACAUGAGGUCACUUAAUGCCAUGAAGAAUGGUAUCGGAGUCAAGCCGAGUCUGGAUGUUCGGCAACUUGGGAUUCAGUUUGGCUGUGUUAGGCUCAUCCCCUUCGUGAAGAAGGGCUUGACUCUAUACAAGGACCGUUUUCUAGCAGCACUUCCACCCUCUCGUCGGACAAGCACAGAUUUCAAUCGGCCAGUAUUUACAGCAGUUGCCUUCUAUUUAUGUGCCAAAAGGCAUAAGCUGAAGGUAGACAAAUUGAGGUUGAUUGAGUUAUGUGGCACAUCUGAAUCUGAGUUUGCUACUGUUUCAACUUCUAUGGGUGACCUCUGCUUUGAUGUUUUUGGGAUUUUCAAAGAAAAGAAAAAUCCAAAGGCUGUCAAAGGUCAUCGAGAGCUUUUAGAUGCCCUUCCCAGUAAAAGGAGACGUGCGGAUGAUGGUGAUGCCUCUGAUGAUUCUUCAGGAGAUGAGCUUUCAAGCUACAAGAGGCACAAAAAGAUGGAAAAACAAGCCUAUGAAAAUUGGAAGAUUUCAGUGAUCUCCUCUAACAAGCAAGAAAAGACAGCACCCCUCAAGGCAAAGAAGCAAGCCACACUCAAUUUCACGAGGAAGUCUCCCAGCUCAAUUGCAUUAGAAGCUUUAUAAUAAGACUGUGAUGAGUUGGAGCCACCAGGAUUAGAGAUGGAACUAAAGAUAUACUGUUGUUUUGAUGAUGACCUAUAGUUGAACGAGUAUAAUUUUUAUCAUGUAAUAUCACUUGUGCUCUGAUAUGUAGUGACCAUGUGAAAUGGAAGCUUAAAUCUUGGUAGGCAGAUGUAGAAUCUGUAAAUGAUCCAAAGUUGCUAAUCCAACUCCAGCUGGGUGCUGACUGUGAAAUUAAAUAAGCUAAACUGGCUUGAUUCUUUUGUAAUUGAAAUUAUGAACUGAUUUUGGAUCAA
Musa acuminata AAA Group (dessert banana) is the source of this 1396-nucleotide messenger RNA. Its product is annotated as origin of replication complex subunit 6-like. Gene Ontology annotation, molecular function: DNA binding. Gene Ontology annotation, biological process: DNA replication initiation; DNA replication. The coding region runs from base 237 to 1103 and encodes 288 amino acids. Gene Ontology annotation, cellular component: nuclear origin of replication recognition complex. NCBI's taxonomy places the organism in Eukaryota, Viridiplantae, Streptophyta, Magnoliopsida, Zingiberales, Musaceae. The transcript is spliced from 10 exons. The record is from RefSeq and is a predicted model, not a curated record.